This is a messenger RNA of Daldinia loculata, 872 nucleotides long. Its product is annotated as NADH dehydrogenase, alpha subcomplex, subunit 2. Lineage: Eukaryota; Fungi; Ascomycota; Sordariomycetes; Xylariales; Hypoxylaceae. The record is from RefSeq and is a predicted model, not a curated record. The coding region runs from base 226 to 513 and encodes 95 amino acids. The transcript is spliced from 4 exons.
GUUAGAUCCGGGAACCGUUGGGAAAGUUUCCUUGCAUUUGCAUAAAUCUUGCAUAAGUGGUGUGUAGCAUCGGAAGUAAUUUUUAUGCAUUUGCCGACGUCAAUUCAUCGGUCCUGACUAAAGCUUCGAACUACAACUUAAACAUUCUAGUGUACAAAGCGAACCUCAACCUCCACCAUCCCGAUCCGACCUGCCAUCUUUGAUCGCCGAGCGCCAAUCGCAAAGAUGUCAGGCAAGUAUGCUUUCACCAAGGCCCUGAAGGAGGUUCGCUUCUUGUUCUGCCACACUGGAGAGGGUAGUGCCGCGACGAGGACAUUCCUGAAUAGAGCAUACCCCACGAUGAAGAAGAACAACCCAUUCACACCCAUCCUCAUACGAGAAGCUUCCGGCACCUUACCCAAAGUCUACGCGAGAUAUGAGUUUGGAAAGGAGAAGAGCCAGUCAUUAGAAGGACUCACGGAUAAACAAAUCGAAGACACGGUUACACAAUUAGUCAAAAGCGAGACUGCAUAAACACUUCACUUAUAGCUGGCGUUAUGAGAAAAAAGUAGUUAUUCGUAUUGCUAUGUUACCAUAAUGAGAACAAGACCCUGCCGAAAAUAGAAACUCCUUGUUGCACUCCCAUUCUGAUUCUUGUCUUUGUUUUUGCUACCUAUUAUUAUUAAUGAUAGUGUGGUGCAGGCUCAGACACCAUAAUUCUGCUUAACAUGGAAGAUUCACGACUGCAUGAUAGCAGAACGUAAUUUAGUAAGGUAAUUAUUUAGUUAAGAAACCGCCUUUAUUUUGCACGCCUCCUGUGUGUCCCACGACAUGAUAAGGUAAACUGGAUAUAGCCCUUUAUCGGAAAAGACUUAGGAGGCGCUGCCGCCCAG